UCGGUCACCACCACUUGCUUCUCACCUCGUCUCCCUUCCACUCACUCCGUCGCCUCCUCUCAUCCCAAAUACCACCACCCAAUCCACUCCCACACCGCACGUCCGCACUCCACACACUCACCAUGCCCGCCCAGCUGACAGCCGCUCUACCAUCCUACUCCCCGGCCGCCAAGGCCGCCGGCGGCUCGUCGGCGUCCUGCACCGCCAGCCACUUCCUGUCCUACCCGACCCGCCGGCUCCGCAAUGGCGUGCGCGCGCAGGUGUCGACGACGGAGACCGCGGAGCCGGCCCCCGCGGCGCCGGCCAAGCCGGUGAAGAUCUCCAAGAAGCAGGACGAGGGGGUGGUGACCAACAAGUACCGCCCCAAGGAGCCCUACGUGGGGCGGUGCCUGCUCAACACCCGGCUCACCGGCGACAACGCGCCCGGGGAGACCUGGCACAUGGUGUUCAGCACCGAGGGGGAGGUGCCGUACCGGGAGGGGCAGUCCAUCGGGGUGAUCGCCGACGGCGAGGACAAGAACGGGAAGCCGCACAAGCUGCGGCUCUACUCCAUCGCCAGCAGCGCGCUGGGGGAUUUUGGGGACUCCAAGACCGUGUCGCUCUGCGUCAAGCGCCUCGUCUACACCAACGACGCCGGGGAGGUCGUCAAGGGCGUCUGCUCAAACUUCCUCUGUGACCUGAAGCCGGGUUCAGAAGUGAAGAUCACUGGGCCGGUGGGCAAGGAGAUGCUCAUGCCCAAGGACCCCAACGCAACCAUCAUCAUGCUCGCGACGGGUACCGGUAUCGCGCCGUUCCGCUCCUUCCUCUGGAAGAUGUUCUUCGAGCAGCACGAGGACUACAAGUUCAAUGGCUUGGCAUGGCUCUUCCUGGGGGUUCCCACAAGUGACACUCUGCUCUACAAGGAGGAGUUUGAGAAGAUGGUGGAGAUCGGCGGGGAGAACUUCCGGCUGGACUUCGCGGUGAGCCGUGAGCAGACGAACGCGGCGGGGGAGAAGAUGUACAUCCAGACGCGGAUGGCCGAGUACAAGGAGGAGCUCUGGGAGCUGCUCAAGAAGGACAACACCUACGUCUACAUGUGCGGGCUCAAGGGCAUGGAGAAGGGCAUCGACGACAUCAUGGUCGACCUCGCCGCCAAGGACGGGAUCGACUGGAUUGACUACAAGAAGCAGCUGAAGAAGGCCGAGCAGUGGAACGUCGAAGUAUACUGAUCAUCAUCAUCGCCGUCAUCAUCAUCAUCAUCGUGCCAUUACCAUGGAAGGACUUGCAUGCAUAUGCUAAUGUUUCUCCCACCUAGUUUUCGUUUUUACUCCAGUUUGGUUGUGCAAAGCUCAAGCUUCGGCCAUAUAUACGCCUUGUAUGUAGCGAUGAGUGAGUGGCACGGUGAGAAUCAAUUGAAAAACCAAUCGUUGGCUCCUCUGGUCGACCGAUCAAUGUAGAUAUUGACACACAUUUCUCCCGAGCUCA
Messenger RNA from Aegilops tauschii subsp. strangulata, 1464 nucleotides. RefSeq names its product ferredoxin--NADP reductase, leaf isozyme 2, chloroplastic. The record is from RefSeq and is a predicted model, not a curated record. Gene Ontology annotation, molecular function: oxidoreductase activity. Lineage: Eukaryota; Viridiplantae; Streptophyta; Magnoliopsida; Poales; Poaceae.